AGUAUACCUUUAAAAUAGAGUUGAAUGUGUGUGUUUGGGUUGAGAUGUAAGACUAGGUGGGUCGUACACGCUCGUGCCUGUCUGCUCGCAAUCAGGUUAAUAUUUGAGGGGGUAAAACUAAAAGAGCUGAAUUCAAUCAAGUCCAAGGUGCGAUGGAUUCCUGUCUUUAUACCUCCGUCGUUGAUGAAGUGCUGAUAGCCAUGUCUAACGCUGAUCAGGAGACGGACAUAUUAUAAUUGGAUUAAAUCAGAAAGAUCUGUGGCUAGUUCAGUGUUUGUGGCAGGCCAUCGGUUCUCAAUGUAUAGUACUCUCAAAACCUGUGGAAUCAAGAUAUGUGGAUGUUACACGGAGGGAAGCAUAAAGGCCACAAGUGGACUGUGCAGUGAGGAGCCUCAGCUUGACCCUGAUGAGGACCACCAUCUAAGAUCGUUGGACACCAAGCAUCCGCAGCUCCUGACCGGGGAGUUCUUGGUCAAGAAGAACAUUCGCAGUAAACCUCCGUUCAAGCGCAGAGUCUCACCUCCGACAUCGUACUUCAACCCCUGGGUCCUUCAGCCUCAACAACUGAGGCAGAAACUCGAAUCCCUCCAAGACGAACAAGGUGGGAGUGACCACCGAAGGAAUGGGACUGCGAAGCCGAUGAAACCGGAACUCAUCGUUGUGGAUAUCUUUGAUGACAGCAAGGAAGUUUCUUGUGGUGAUCAAGAUUGUAAGAUGCCUCAAGACAGCAUUAUGGAGGAGCCUAUCAAUGAAUCUGUUACCAAUUUGGAUGCUACAGAGGAUGUUUCCAGAGAUCCAGAAGGUGAUACAACAUUAGGGCAAUCGGGAAACAGUCCUCCUAGAUUUGUGCGUAGUGUGUCCAACGGUCCCUCAAGGAACAGGGAAGUGUUUGUAGACUCUCAGAGCGGAUCCAGCGGAAGGACAGAGAAGCAUGCAAGAACUACUAACAAUAAUCGUAGAUCGCUCUCCCCACAGGCCAGGGAGUAUGUGUCGAGGCUUGAUCCCUCCGGGAGGCGACACUCUGGGUCUCAGGCGGCCAGUGGAGAGAACGAGGAUCACCAGAUGAACGGUUACAGGCAGCGCAAGAAGAGCCUGGCCCUUGCCAUGAACGAGGGCCGGCUUGAGAUGAAGGAAGUGUGCAUGAGACCGUUGGAUGUGGACCUUGAUUUUCAUCUGAUUGCUCAGCUGAAUCAGCUCAAUCGGGAAUUAAUGGAUCUAUCCAAGUCCGGAUCUUCCACGUCUCCUUCAUCACCUGGCGUCGGUGCCAACCAUAGCUUCUCUCUCCUAGAAAACAAUGGUGAGAUCCUAGUCGAUGGUGAGGAUAAGCACAACUUAUCAAGUUCACCUCAGUCCCCUAUCUCUCUACAAGUUCCCCAAACAAGACAUUCUCAAGGAAAUGACGUGUACAGCCCAAUAUCCUCUAAGAGAGGUAAAAGUCCCGUUGAAGCCAAGCAAAAGAAGUCAUCUCAUGAGACACCAAGGCGUAGACAAUCCGACGAAAGCGUAAGUCCUGUUGUUUCCAGUAAGAAAUCAUCCCCCGAACAAAAGACAAUUGUCGAGAACAGCAAAGAGUCCAAGUCUGUGUCGCCUCGUGAAGUCAUCUCUCGGAUCAAGUUGCGUUUCAGUAACUCCAAACUAACCAGGGGAUCACCUCAGAGGAGUAGUGCAGGUAAAAUAGAGAUCCAAAUCUUGAGACCAAACCUAGACAAUCCAGAGAACGAGCCUGGAACAGCAUUCAAGAGAUCGGCAUCUCUAAGACACGACUCUGAAUCAAGAAAGACGUGGCCAAACCUUGAAGCAUCUACGUGUACAGAGGGUUACGAAGAGAGCCACAAGUCACCAUCUCCCGUUUACAGACGGUGUGAAUCCGAUGGACCGGUCGAAAGGCAACGGAAAAAGCCUCUUCUUCCAGACUCUAACCCAAUGCUAGAACAAAACCAUAACGCACCAGGUAGCAGUACUGAUAGUGGGCUGGGCAAGGAUCAAAGGCAUUCCAAGUCAAGUGCAGACUCGUUACUAGAGGACUUUCAUGUCAGCAGCCAAGUCUCGUCUAGCUGUAACAGCAAUCCUCCUUCCAGACCCCUCUCUUCCGACAUCGGUGACCUGAGCUGGGAGAAAGGUCGCGAGCUCUUGCCACCAAGGUUUAGAGGUAUACCUGGCUACCUGUCUAGCUCUACACCACAUAGCCCUAAUCUCCUUACUCCAACCACCGGCAGUCGAGAAGACCUCUUGGAUGGUCAAUUUUCUAGACCAGAGAGCCAGGAGGACCUGCUCGGUAGCCGUGGCAACGGGAUGCGCGCCUCCGGAAGCAGUCAGGGUAGCAGUAUCAGCCACGCUGCAAUGCAGUCUGGGAUCAAACCGCCCAAACCAAGGCAUAAACCUCUGAGAAGAUCCAAGACUGAUCUAGGUGACCCAUCGAUCAUCAAGGCUGCUUUGACUCUAGCAAAGAUGCAAGGCGAUGAAGCACCUAAGGUAGUCGAGGGAACAUCUAAACCGUUGGCAGUCGUGAGAAAGAGGCCGACGUCUGCGCUCGGCAUCAUGGGAAUAUUGAAUAGUAGCAGCGGCCGAGAGUCUCCCAUCAGACAACUUACUCAGUCAGACGGAAAGCCAUCGCCACGACUUCAACGAUCUCAACGUCAGCCGGCCCCCGACCCCUUGUCCCUGGUCGUCGACGGCGAUGCGGAGCAAAACGAUAAAACCAUGAACGAUCUCCCGCUCACCCCGCUCACUCCGAAGCCUAGGUCGAGAUCUCUCGGAUCUCUGGGUACCUUUGAAAUCCCUGACAUGACGCUGAUGAAGAGGGCGCAUUCACUUCCAGCAGGACUGGGAGAUGAUGAGCUCAUGAUGUCAGAUCCUGAUCUUAGUAAGAUCAAUGCAAGAAUGUCUGAGACAUUUGAGCAAUUCUGUGCGGCGACGUUAGCCGAGGCUCUCUUUGAUCAUGUGACCAUGGAUGGUCACGAGCUUACCUUCCAAGCAGGAGACAUGAUAGAGAUAACAGACAUGACGGAUGCGUACUGGUGGUGGGGGUGCAUAGACAAACAAGAAGGGUGGCUACCAGCGCCCUUUGUUAGAUUGAAGGUUAGUCAAGGAGAAACAGUCGAAGAAUGCAUGUCCCGUCUCCAAGACAACACAUCGUUGCAUCAGCAAGGCCUCAGCCCUUCCCACCAGCCUCUCAUCCGCAAGGUCAGUCUCAGCUUCCUUAGCAACGACCAGGUCAGGGCCAAUGUCAUCAGAGAGAUUAUCACCACGGAGAGGGACUAUGUCAAGAAUCUGGCUGAUAUCUAUGAGGGCUACAUUGAGCAGGCUCGAAGUAGACCCGACAUGUUCAACCAGACUCUCAUGUCCAAACUCUUCUGUAACAUUGAGGAAAUCUACUGUUUCCAGCAGCGCUUCCUGGCCGACCUUGAGACGUGUAUCGAUAAGGAGAUGCCUAAUCUGAGUGCCAUUGGAGAUUGCUUCCUCAAAUACAAAUCGACCUUUGACAUCUACGGUGAAUACUGCAACAACUAUCCUCAUGCAAUGAAUGAGUUCCAAACACUCAUGAGAGACAACAAAUAUGUGCAAUUCUUUGAGGCCUGUCGUCUGCUUCAGUCCAUGAUCAAGAUACAACUUGACGGCUUCCUCUUAACACCGGUCCAGAAGAUCUGCAAAUACCCUCUCCAACUCAAUGAGCUUCUCAAGUACACGCGGCCGCAGCACCCCGACUACCAGCCCUUGAAGAGCGCCCUUGAGGCCAUGCGGGAGGUAGCGCAGAGCAUCAACGAGAGGAAACGGAGGAUAGAGCAUAUUGAGAACAUUGCGCUGUGGCAGAAGACAAUAGGAGAUUGGGAGGGUGAUGAUGUAUUAGAUCGUAGCUCCAUGCUGAUCUACUCCAACGAAGUGAAUCGUGUGAGCCUGGCCGGUAGACAUCGUACGUCACCACGGCAACUGUUCCUCUUCGAUCAUCAGCUCAUCAUCUGCAGAAAGUUAUGGAUAGAUGAAUGGAUUGAUAAAACAAGGAAAGGAGAAAUGAGUGGCAAGGAAUACCUGACUGCAUCCGUCUACAUGUGGCGCGACAUACUAAGACGGGAUCUGUAUGUGUACAAGGACAGGAUAGAUCUGGAUGAUUGUCAGAUAGAGGAUCUACCAGAUGGGAAAGAGAAUGAAUGGAACGUAACGCUUCGGUACGCCUGGAAGAUACAGAACUUUGAAGACCAGUCCAAGGUGUACCUCUUCAUGUGCAGGAGUAGGAAAGAGAAGAAGAGAUGGCUCAGACACUUUGCCAAAGAGAGGAAGAUCGUCCACGAAGGCCUCACUAGAGUAAGCCAAGGUACUCUUCAUAAAAAUCGACCCAAGAGAAGAAUUAAGAGCAGCAGCUUCAUGGCUGCUAAGGAAGCAGCAUUGAAAACCACAUCUAGUAGAGACAAGCCAAGCAAACCAUCAGACAGAGGAGUGACAGUGAGGCGAGCACUAUCGAUGCCUCAUCGGAAAGUGAGAGAUCCGAGCGCUAAAGAACCGGCCUUACAGCUUCCAGGGGCCCCCUCUCCGGAAGUGGAGCUUGAUGCGAGUACCGGUACCCCGAAGAAGAAAGGACUCUCAUUGUUCGGUGUUCAGUUUGGAAAGAAAUGAGAUUGAACAAUCCCGUCUCAGUAUAAUCAACAUGAAGGGACCAUCGAAUACAAAGAAAGAUGUGUGGAAUUCUGCAUCCUUUUGUUUAGAUGAGAAGACAAGAAAGAUUUAGGAGACAUUUCAGAGCCCACCAUUUUGUAGUAGACUUUUGAUCAUGAUUUGAAAAUGGUGGAAAGGACUCUCAUUGUUCGGUGUUCAGUUAGGAAAGAAAUGAGAUUGAACACUCCGAUCUCUGUUAUAUCGACAUGAAGGGACCACCGAAUACAAAGAGAUUUCUACAUUCUUUUGUUUGGCUAAGAAGACAAGAAAGUUUGAGGAGACAUUUAAAAGUUCACCAUUUUGUAGGAGACAUUUGAUCAUGAUUUGAAAAUGGUUAAACCAUUCAUGAUUUCAAUAAGAUAAAGACUACCAAGACCCAUUACAUCAAAACAACAUGAACCGCCAAGAAAGAGAUUUGUGAAAUGGUACAUUUUCUUUCUUCAUCGCAUGGAGCAUAGGUGAUAACUGUUAAAGGUUCGCAUUUUGUAAGUCAACUUUUGAUCAUGAUGUGAUAAUGCUUGAAGCAUUGAAUUCAUGACUUAUUUAUGUCAUUGACAUUAACAUGUAUGUGUAUCAUCGAUGGAAAAAAAAAGUUGCAUUGCCUAUUCUUGAGUGCUUUAACCCUUUACCUAUAGAAAGCAGAUUAUAUCUGUAUUAAGCCUAUGGAAAUGACAGAAUUCAGUAGUCAACGGGUCUAAACAUGCACUUCUUGGUGUAUCCUGGGUGCAUCUAUUUACAGUAUUUUUUUUUAUAUGACACACACACGUGUGCUAUAUAAUGAAUGACAUAGUAAAGGCUUUGUUCACAUAUAAAUUGUAUGACGUUUGAAAGUGCGUUUUUUGUUUUUUUGUUUGUUUUUUAACAAGUAAAUGAAUGGCAGGUUGGGAUGAACAAAUAAGACGUAGCUGUGCACAACAAAGGUCCCAUUCAUACUCACUCAUCCAUUUGUUGUAAGAAACAGAAACGUAAAACUUAUUGUGCCUAAAACGCUCGCAGUAAACAGCUAAAGUUUGACGUGUGAACAAGCUUCAAGACUGUCAUCUGUAUUCCUGCGAUACCUGGUCCUCCAGGAGAGUCCAAAUAAGUGGUGCAGGACCUUGUUUCAUAAAACUUGAUAUCAAUAACAAGUUACAAGCUACUGUUAUAAGCUACUGAAAUCAUGGCAUCUGAUUGGCUGAGAGCAAAUUUGUCAAAAGAAAUUUAGCAUUUGUUAUAGAUAACAAGUUUUAUGAAACAGGACCCAGAGCCAUUUGUCUCAUUUUGAUGUUUGUAGUUUAGACUGACCAACCGCGACCUCUUGACCUGGUGCCAUGUAUCCUAUGCUCGUGUUGUCUCUUUGCCUUGCAAUGUCUCUUUGUCUUCUCAGUCUUGUUUGUUUUCUCAUUGCAUACAAUCGAAGAAGCAUUUAGAAUACAUAGGAUACCAAAUUGUGUCUAACGGUAUUAAAAUACAGUCUUCUGUGUAUUUGGUGGAUAUUUGAACAGCAUUGACCUCAAUCAUGAUACACUAUUAUUAAUAUAGAAGUCUGGUUUACCCCCAAUCCAACCUGGAGUAAAUUCCUGAACUUUUGAUCUUGGUGUAUUUUCUUACAGUUGACCGUACACCUUCAGUUCUUCCUCAAGAACUGCUUUACAGUAUUUAUCUUUAUUCACACAUAUAUUUUGAAAUCAGAAUUUUCAAUGGCUCAUUACUUUACUUAACUCUUUACAUACCCCAAAUAAUCUUCCUGUGCCACAUUGUAUUUAUCCCGGGAUAGAUAUACCAAAGGCUUCCAAGCUAAUUUGACCGUUUCCAGUCAAGAUUAAUAUAAAUAUACCACUGUUGAAAGGGUUGUCAUGGAGCUAAUCAAAACCAUACAAAUGACUAUUUAAUUUUGCAGAGACAUUGUGUUGCAUAAAGUGAUACCUCUGUCCAUUGGUUGCCUAUUGCUUUGUGCAAAUAUGCAUGUGUGGCAAACGAGUUGCUGUGCAGAGAGACAAAGACAGCAAUCAAAGAGUUUAAUAAAUCCCGGGAAGUUUGUUUUUAAUGACAGAAAUAACAACUCAUUUAUAGAGGAAUGGCAUUUUAUUUUGUUCAUCAAUAAAAUAGGAGUGUCAUUACUUUGCUGUAUGCAUGUGUUUAUAGCUAUUAAAUUGUAGGCAUUUACCAAAGACAGAAUGAAGUGCUCACGUUCAAGUUGUUAGAUAUACGACAUAUCAUUUUAGUAAUGUAUUUAUGGUAUUGCUUAAUGUGUAUUUUGUUUUUUUCCUGGGUUUUCUAACCUUCUUCUCAUCACUCUUCUGUCUCCCCUUAUAUCUUGUUAUUUAUUGAAUUUUUUAAGUAGAUGUAAAAUUCUAAUAUAGGAGUAACUUGUGUGUUUUCAUACUUGUUAGCUAAAAGCAGUCAUUUUUGUGUGUAUUGUACUUAUAUGUGAUUUUUGUUUUCAUAUACCAUUAUGCCAAUAUAAAACAGUAUUUCAGUUUGCCUGUUUCUAAGAGUUUUUUUUUUGGGGGGGGGGGGGGGUCUAAACUGCCAUGCAUUGUUUGUUUAUUCAGGAGUUAAAUGCCAAGGAGAAAACAAACUGACUUUGAUGAACUUUAGAGAGAUCGUUUUAAAGUCAAUUAAGUAAUCGUUUCCUGGUUUGUAUUUGGCAUGUGGUUAGAGCGAGUUGAAAUGUCCUCAGAAAAGGUGUGACUAAAAAUAUUGGUCAUUUAUCCGUAAGGAACUUUCAAAUGCUAUAACCCUCAAAAUGACCAUUCAAAACUUUAAACAAAAAACAAAAAACUUCAGUCCAAUUCAAAGAAAAUGUCAAAGAAGCACAAUUAUUUUACUCCUCCUUCUUCAAUCUCUCGCUCUUAAACUGAUUUUUCUUAUUGCUCUGUGAGAACAUGUUUAUGUUGUGCUGCUAAAUGUCAUUUAGAUGCUAGAGGUUUCAUCAAAAUGAAAAUUAUUCUAAUGAUUUUUUAGCAGAUUUUUAUUUGAAGUUCUCAUGUAUAAACAAGAGAUACAAAGAAAAAGGAGAAAAAUUAUGUUUGAGAAAAGGUGAAAAUGAAAACAAAAUUGUUUUUUAGGGUCUAUUGUUCAAACUUUUUACCGGUAUGUACAUGUAUCAACAACUAAAUUACGAUAGAGUUUUUCUAUAAAUUGUAUAGCAAGCAAAUUGUGUAAAAAAUCUUUAGCACAUAUUGUGCGUAGAAUUUUUUUAGCACAUUUUGUUUUAGAAAUAUAGAUGAUAUCAAGUAUGAUUUUACAUGUAGAUAUGCUUAUAUCUACAUAGUAAUUAAGAAUAUAUGUAAAGAUGUAGAUAAAAUGGCAUAAUGUAUUUUAUUUUACAAUGUAACAACUCAAUAUCUCUUGUAGGUAGAAAAAAUAUAUAUAUUUCAUAUUUUUUCACCCGUUCCCAUGUGGAGCAAAAAUCUGUUUUGAUUUAUGAAUGAGUGCUUUAAUAAAUUACGAGAGUAUACAUUGUCUGUUUGGACGCAGAAGGGCAUUGAUUUAUUAAUCAUUUUACAAAAUAAAUGCCCUUUUAGCUCCAAACAGACAUGUUAAUAUAUCUGGUGCAUUAAACUGUUUUAAUAGUGAGAUUUCUCAUUUUUACAAUGGCCGAUCGAUGAUUUCUUUUAUUGUAAAUAUAUAUUUCUGUAAAUAAUGAUAGUCUUUGUUUGAUAUCAACCAUUCUUGCUCAAUCAGGUCUUCCAUUGAUUAAUAGGGCCAAAAUUGAUACAUUUAUAUCAGAAUAUUUUUGAUAAAGAUUUUUGAUCGUUUUUGAAAAUGUUUAUCAUUGUAACAGUGAUUGUAUGGUUAUUAUGUAGUUGUUUUAUGCCUCCUGCUCGAGAUCCGAGUAGCAUGAAUUCAUGUAUUAUUCCAUGUUGCCUUGUAUUAAUAAAAAUCAAGGAUAGAAGCUUGUCUGUUUCUUAAUGUA
This is a messenger RNA of Strongylocentrotus purpuratus (purple sea urchin), 8548 nucleotides long. RefSeq lists its product as uncharacterized. Lineage: Eukaryota; Metazoa; Echinodermata; Echinoidea; Camarodonta; Strongylocentrotidae. Bases 298 to 4608 code for a protein of 1436 amino acids. Gene Ontology annotation, cellular component: cytoplasm. Gene Ontology annotation, molecular function: guanyl-nucleotide exchange factor activity; protein binding. Gene Ontology annotation, biological process: intracellular signal transduction. The record is from RefSeq and is a predicted model, not a curated record. The transcript has 20 exons.